Paraglomus occultum is the source of this 636-nucleotide messenger RNA. NCBI's taxonomy places the organism in Eukaryota, Fungi, Glomeromycota, Glomeromycetes, Paraglomerales, Paraglomeraceae. The record is from the annotation of a GenBank genome assembly.
CAUCCUUCCGAAGGUAAAAAUCUUGCGGUUAUCUUUGUGGGCAUAGUUUAUUUACACGCGGCUCCAUCAGCAUGUCUAUACGAGCAUGGCGAGACAAUAAACAUACAAUUCCAACAAGAAUGUAUCCCUCAGUCGCUGUUGGGAACAGAUGUCCUAUGUCAAGCAAAAUCAGGCAUGGGAAAGACAGCCGUUUUUGUACUUGCAACGUUACAACAAGUCGAACCUGCUCCCGGUGAAGUAUCGGUGAUUGUAUUAUGUCACACUCGGGAACUGGCAUUUCAGAUUCGAAACGAGUAUACUCGAUUCGCAAAAUAUAUGCCAGAAGUUAAAAUCGACGUGUUUUACGGAGGAACAUCCAUGAAGAGCGAUAUCGAUAAGUUUAAACAAAAGGAUAAAAUUCCGCAUAUCGUCGUCGGCACUCCUGGGAGAGUGUUGGCGAAAGGACGUAAGGGCAAGAGCGGAAAAAAGACUGGAAGCGGAAGCGCAUGCAGUGCUGAAGGUCAAAUGACAUGCGUAAGUCCAGGCAAAACUGGUGACUUUAACACUUGCGCUAAUGGCAAGCUCAUCACCCGAACAUGUGCAAGUGGCCUAGUCUGCAAGACUGCCGGUAACUCUAUUGCCUGCGAUUAUCCCUAA